Messenger RNA from Pundamilia nyererei, 3783 nucleotides. It is a transcript of the gene npr2, whose product is annotated as natriuretic peptide receptor 2. Lineage: Eukaryota; Metazoa; Chordata; Actinopteri; Cichliformes; Cichlidae. Gene Ontology annotation, cellular component: plasma membrane. Gene Ontology annotation, biological process: cGMP biosynthetic process; intracellular signal transduction; receptor guanylyl cyclase signaling pathway. The transcript is spliced from 21 exons. Gene Ontology annotation, molecular function: natriuretic peptide receptor activity; peptide hormone binding; ATP binding. The record is from RefSeq and is a predicted model, not a curated record. The coding region runs from base 346 to 3303 and encodes 985 amino acids.
GGGCUGCUCUGAUUUAACUUGGAGUCAUCUGGAUGUGUGUUAUCACUCUCCGAGAGACUGUCAGCGUAAGGAUUGCGCAGCGCUGGAAAAGUCACUUUGGAAGUACCACGAGUUCACUAGCGGUGGAUUUUUACGCAUCGGAGACGCAUGGCACAACCGGACUGCCAUGACAAGAUGACGCAUUUACCGACUCUGUGGCACUUGUGAUUGAGAAAGAGAGCGAGAGAGAGAGAGAAGGAGACAGAGUGAGGCAGACGGUUUGGUGUCAGGUUGCCACAUCCGGCCGUGUCUUCUCUCCAAACAGUGCGCUCUCCGUUGCCGUGCGCUUUCUCUUUGAGACGAGAAAUGGGAUGCAGAGGCGCGCUGGGAUGCUGCGUGCUCGCUGCACUGUCUUGCUGCCUCCUCCCCGGCUGCAGAGGCAACAUAACCGUGGCCGUGAUGCUCCCGGACAACCACCAGAAGUACCCGUGGGCUCUUCCGCGCGUCUUCCCGGCACUCCUCAUGGCGCACGAGGACCUGCACGUCAAACACAAGCUUCUGCUCGACCGCUCCAUCAACAUCUUGAACUACAGCACGGAGGACCCCGCCGCGGGAUCUUGCGCCGAGAGCCGGGCGCAAGUAGUGGCCGUGGACGCCAAGCUAUACAUCCGCCCGGACGCCUUCUUCGGACCCGGGUGCGUGUACCCGCUUGCCUCCGUGGGGCGAUUCGCAUCCCACUGGAAAAUCCCGCUAAUCACCGCUGGUGGACCCGCGUACGGCUUCGACAAGCGGGAGGAGUACCGGACCAUUGUGCGCAGCGGACCGUCCACCACAAAGCUGGGGGACUUCGCCAACGUCCUGCACACGCACUUUAACUGGACGUCCCGGGCAGUGGUGAUAUUCUACGACCGGCGGCAGGACGACCGGCCGCACUACUUCCUCUCUGAGGGGAUUUACCUGAACCUGAAGGAGCAGAUGAACAUUACAGUGGGGGCCCACCCGUACCAGGAGGACUACAAGUACCACAAGGAUGUCAUUACUUUUAUCAAGGAGAGCGGGAGAAUCGUGUACAUCUGUGGGCCCUUGGAGACGUUUAUGACCAUCAUGGAACAGUUUCAGAAUGAUAUCCAGGACCCAGAAAACUAUGCUAUCUUCUAUCUGGAUGUGUUUGCUGAGAUCUUGGCAGAUCGCAAACCGUGGCAGAAAGCUGACUGGGCUGAUCCCAUCAAGGUUUUUAAGUCUGUUUUCGUCAUAACGUACCGGCCUCCUGAUAAUCCAGAAUACAAAGACUUUCAGAAGAAACUCCAUGCCAGAGCUCAGAGGGAUUUUGGUGUGCACUUGGAGCCGUCGUUGAUGGACUACAUCGCUGGCAGCUUCUAUGAUGGUUUUGUACUUUAUGCAAUGGCCUUACAGGAGACACUGGCAGAGGGGGGAGCCCAGAAUGACGGCAUUAACAUCACAAUGAGGACACAAAACCGCCAGUUCUGGGGUGUGACCGGACUUGUUUCCACAGAUGAAAAAAAUGCCAGAAAUAUUGACGUUGACCUGUGGGCGAUGACCAACCAGGAGACAGGGGAGUACGGGGUUGUUGCAUAUUACAAUGGAACCACCAAAGACAUCAUUUGGUCCCAGACAGAGAAGAUCCACUGGCCCAGUGGUGGCCCACCACUGGACAACCCCCCCUGCGUCUUUUCGACUGAUGACCCCUCCUGUAAUGAUGGUCAUCUGCCAGUUCUGGGUAUUGUAGCUGUGGGUUCUGGCUUAGCUCUCAUCAUUUUUGGGAUCUCCAGUUUCCUCAUUUACAGGAAACUGAAGCUGGAGAAGGAACUGGCAGGAAUGCUGUGGAGGAUUCGGUGGGAGGACCUUCAGUUCGAGAGCCCAAAUAAAUACCACAAGCGUGCUGGCAGUCGGCUCACCCUCUCACAGAGAGGCUCCAGCUACGGCUCCUUGAUAACUGCCCAUGGAAAAUAUCAGCUAUUUGCAAAAACGGGCUAUUUUAAGGGGAACCUGGUGGCCAUCAAGCACGUCAACAAGAAGAGGAUAGAGCUGACAAGACAAGUUUUAAUGGAGCUCAAGCAUAUGAGAGACGUUCAGUUCAACCAUCUGACUCGCUUCAUCGGGGCCUGCAUCGACCCUCCUAACGUCUGCAUCGUAACGGAGUACUGUCCCCGAGGGAGCCUGCAGGACAUUUUAGAGAAUGAGAGCAUCAACCUGGACUGGAUGUUCCGCUACUCUCUGAUCAAUGACAUCGUGAAGGGUAUGAACUAUCUGCACAACAGCUACUUUGGCUGCCAUGGAAAUCUGAAGUCAUCUAAUUGCGUAGUGGACAGUCGAUUCGUUUUGAAAAUAACAGAUUUCGGCUUGGUCAGCUUCCGCACGUCCAGUGAAAAUGACGACUCGCACUCACUCUAUGCAAAGAAGCUCUGGACGGCUCCUGAGCUGCUCAUAUAUGACCGCCAUCCUCCUCAGGGGACUCAGAAGGGUGAUGUGUACAGUUUUGGCAUAAUACUGCAGGAAAUAGCUCUGAGGAAUGGACCUUUCUAUGUGGAGGGCAUGGACCUCAGCCCCAAAGAAAUUGUUCAGAAGGUGAGGAACGGUCAGAAGCCAUACUUUCGGCCAACCACAGACAAUAGAUACCAUUCAGAGGAGCUGACCAUCCUGAUGGAGGGCUGCUGGGCCGAGGACCCUGCAGAGAGGCCGGACUUCAGCCACAUCAAGAUCUACAUGGCGAAACUCAACAAAGAGGGCAGCACCAGUAUUCUGAACAACCUGCUGUCCAGGAUGGAGCAGUACGCCAACAACCUGGAGAACCUGGUGGAGGAGCGAACACAGGCUUACCUUGAGGAGAAACGGAAAGCUGAAAACCUCCUCUAUCAAAUUUUACCACACUCUGUAGCAGAACAGCUGAAAAGAGGGGAGACCGUGCAGGCAGAGGCAUUCGACAGCGUCACGAUUUACUUCAGCGACAUUGUGGGCUUCACAUCCAUGUCUGCAGAGAGCACGCCGCUACAGUGGUUUCUAGACUUCAUCUGGACGAUAUGUCUGCUAAUGGAUAAUAUCACACUGUCAGGCCCAGUGUGUGCCGGCGUGGUGGGGCUGAAAAUGCCCAGAUACUGUUUGUUUGGAGAUACUGUCAACACGGCAUCCCGGAUGGAGUCGAAUGGAGAGGCCUUAAAGAUCCACGUGUCCUCGGCCACCAAAGAAGUGCUCGAUGAGUUUGGUUACUUUGAUCUCCAAUUACGAGGAGACGUAGAAAUGAAGGGCAAAGGCAAAAUGAGAACGUACUGGCUUCUUGGGGAGAAGACUGAUGUGUAUGUUAUCUGAGAGGCCUGCUGAUAAUGUGAGAGCAGCAGUGGUGGAGACGCCAGCAGAAGCUCCAGUGGCCGAGCCACUUCUUUUAUUUGUUCUAGAAUAAGUCUUUAAUGGUGAUUUCCCUGCAGAGGAAAGGUGAACGACACCCUACAACAACAACAAAGAGGGAAUUCCAGGUAUAUUUAUUACCUGCAUACUGAAACUGCAAAAAAAGAGAGAUUAAAACUGUAAAGUUGUUUUUGUAUGAAGAAUUUCUGUCCUGAGAGUGGGUACUUUUCACUGAUAAAUUCUUAUUUUUUGUGCUUUCUAUAUUAAAAUUUGUAUAAUGUGUUUGAAAGUCAAUGAUGUAUUCCUAUUUCCAUUGAAGUGUGCAGGCACGGUGCUGCAAUCGAUGUCACUGCAGGAGGUUCAGCCGUGUUACACAGUGCAAGAUAAUAUGUAUAUAUGUAUAUCCAAGAUACUGUAAAAUAUUUUGUUCAAUAAACUCAGUAA